Messenger RNA from Suillus bovinus, 1282 nucleotides. RefSeq lists its product as uncharacterized. The transcript has 4 exons. Gene Ontology annotation, molecular function: RNA binding. The record is from RefSeq and is a predicted model, not a curated record. Lineage: Eukaryota; Fungi; Basidiomycota; Agaricomycetes; Boletales; Suillaceae. The coding region runs from base 177 to 1229 and encodes 350 amino acids.
GCGUUCUCUACGUCCAGUCUAAGCUAGGCUAGCCAUAACGCGAACAGACAGUAGCGUCUUCCCUUUUCUCCUCUGUCAUAACAACCCCUGUCUCUACAGAAACUAAUAACGAGCUUUGCUUUUCAUAUCGUACGCUCAAUUACCGACGUCCGAACGUAUACCUCGUGUCUUCGACCAUGUUGCCUCGCGCGUGCGACACUAUCUAUAGCAAGAUGUUCAUUGGCGGUCUUAACUGGGACACAACCGAUGAGUCCCUCAGGAAUUACUUCUCCCAGUUCGGUAGAGUAGAUGCAUGCACGAUCAUGCGCGAUGCUGCUGGCCGGUCGAGAUGCUUCGCCUUUUUGACCUUUGACGAUCCCGCAAGCGUUAAUGCGGUGAUGGUGCGGGAGCACUUUUUAGAUGGCAAGAUUAUUGAUCCAAAGAGAGCAAUACCUAGACAAGAGCACCAACGCGCCACAAAAUUAUUCAUCGGCGGUCUUGCAGGGAGUGUGACGUCCGAGUCGAUGCGAGACUUCUUCUCGCAGUUUGGCAAGGUCAUUGAUUCGACUGUCAUGUUAGACCGUGAGACAGGGAGAAGCAAGGGUUUUGGAUUUGUUUCAUUUGAAGACACAAAUGUCCAGCCCUUCCUCGGUUUUGGGAACCUAGAGAUCGAUGGGAAAUUGAUUGAUGUGAAACUAGCGCAACCGCGUUAUCAGCGCGACAAUUUUAAUGAGGACGGUGGUCAGCAACAACAGUACACCAACAAGGGCGGAAAUUUCAAUGCGGCAGCUAACGCUAUGCCCGCAGCACCCUCGGGCAACACUCCAUUUGAUCCCCAGGCUCUUGCCGCGUUGUACACCCGCAUGUUCCAAAUGGCAGGCGGAGGUGGUAUGAUGGGAGGCAUGGGUAUGAGUAUGAAUCCAGGCAUGACCCCUGGCAUCAACCCGGGUAUGAUGGGUGGCAUGGGUGGUUAUGGUGGCGCAGGCAUGGGCAUGGGCAGAGGUGGAAUGGGAAGCCCCGCAAUAGCAGGUAGUAUGGGUGGAGGACCAGGGAUGGGUGGUGGAAUGGGGCGAGGGGGACAGGGUAUGGGGGGCGGUGGUACACCUACAGGGCCUGCCAGCCUGGGUCCGAAUGUUCCACGCGGUCCACGAGGAGCACAAGGCAGUCCGAGUGGUCCUGGUGGUCUUGGCGUUGGUCCACAACGUGCGGGACAGCGAGGGCAGCACAGCUACCAUCCCUAUGCGCGCUAAUUUUCAUGACAUCCGAGUCCGAGUCGCUGGAUUUGCAUUGCAACUAACUUAUC